Molecule: messenger RNA, 1913 nt
Organism: Ipomoea triloba (trilobed morning glory)
Lineage: Eukaryota; Viridiplantae; Streptophyta; Magnoliopsida; Solanales; Convolvulaceae
Product: transmembrane protein 87A-like
Exons: 5
Coding region: 121-1701 (526 amino acids)
Biological process (GO): transport
Cellular component (GO): membrane; Golgi apparatus
Source: RefSeq, a predicted model, not a curated record
CCAGUCUGGUGGAGACACUUUUUUCCAGAGAAGUCUGGUCUUAAUCUCUUCCUCCUCCUCCUCCUCCAUAACCACCACCGCCAACUGCCGGCAACGGCGUAGAGAACAAGCAAGCCACUAAUGAAAGGAAAAAUCUCCCGGUUUUGGGCCGGAUUUAUACUGCUCUUACUCUACGCCCAUAGCUCACUCACAGAUGUCUCUGCUUCAGUCCACGACUAUCGAAAUGAGCGCUUCAUUCCAAAGUCCAACGCCUUCUUCUUCCAUGGCGGCACCGAAGGCCUCUUCGCUUCCAAGCUCAACCACUCCCCUGCUAAUUCCUCCAUUGACAAACCUCUCAAAGGAAAAUCCUUCAUCAGGUUUGAGGAUGUUACAUUUGUGAGGACAAAAGAAUCAAUUGAUAGUAAAAGUAAGAUGCAGAGCAAAAACGGUUUGAUUGAGGCCAUUAUUCUCGAGGUGAAAGACAGGGAGAGCAUCGGGGACGCGUUUUCGAAGUCUAAUGCUAUAUGUUGCACUAAACAGCUUUCUGAGGAUAAGUUCUGUACUGUAGGAGAGGUUAUAAUAAAGAUAAACUCUGAUAACCCGGAGUGGCCGAAACGGAUCCAGAUAUUUUUUGAAGGAGAUAGCCAGGAAGCUAAAAUGGAUCCCCAAUCAGUUGAAAUCAACACUACGGGGAUGUACUAUCUCUAUUUCAUGUACUGUGAUCCACAGCUCCAGGGUACAGUUAUAAGAGGAAGAAGUGUGUGGAAAAACCCUGAUGGUUAUUUGCCUGGGAAAAUGGUUCCUUUAAUGACUUUCUAUGGAAUUGCAUCUUUAGCUUAUCUCGUGCUUGGUUUAUUCUGGUUCCUAAGGUUUGUCCAGUACUGGAAGGAUGUUAUUCAGUUGCAUUCGCACAUUACAGUUGUUAUUGCUCUUGGCAUGGUUGAGAUGGCCCUCUGGUACUUUGAGUAUACGAAUCUUAAUUCUACAGGGAACAGACCAAUGGCAAUUACACUCUGGGCAGUGACAGUUAGUGCUGUAAAGAAGACGUUGUCCCGUGUGCUUCUUUUGGUGGUCUCUAUGGGAUAUGGUGUUGUCAAGCCUACACUUGGUGGUGUAACCUCUAAAGUAUACCUUUUAGCCCUGGUUUAUUUUAUUGCUUUGGAGGCACUUGAACUUGUUGAACACCUGGGGAAUGUCAAUGACUUCUCGAAAAAAACUAGGUUAUAUUUGGUUUUGCCUGUUGCAUUCUUGGAUGCCUGGUUUAUUUUGUGGAUUUUUUCAUCAUUAUCAAAAACACUAGAAAAGCUCCAGGUGCGAAAGAGCAUUGCAAAGCUGGAUCUCUACAGAAAGUUUACCAACUCCCUUGCAAUCUUUGUGCUGCUCUCCAUUGCUUGGGUUGGCUAUGAGCUAUACUUCAAUGCAAGUGACCCAUUAAGUGAGUUGUGGCGAUUUUCAUGGAUAAUUCCUGCUUUUUGGACAGUCCUAGCAUAUUGUUUGUUGGUGGUUAUAUGUGUUCUUUGGGCUCCUUCACGUAAUCCUACCAGAUAUGCACACUCUGGGGACAGCACAGAUGACUUUGAUGAAGAGGCUAUUGCGCUGACAAGCGUGGUGAGGGUGGUUGGCGACACCGGAACCAAGCUCGAAAGGAAGGAAAAGAAGGGGUCCGCGUCAACUGACCACUUAACAGAGCGAGAAGAUCUCGAAGAGGACAAGCGAGAAUAGACGGAUAGUAACUACUGCACUGACCCCGAUGGAUAUCGAGCAUCAUUUUCUUGGUAGCAAGAUGCAAGGUAUCAGGAAACUUUGAUGCAGUUAGUUUAUGUACAGAGGUGGUGAAAUUUGUAUAGUGAAACCUCACAAGUGAAACUUCAAUGACUGAUCCCCUCUCUUGCAUGAUGCCAAUGAUUCAAAUCUCACUUUUCUGUUGCAUUUUA